Schistosoma turkestanicum is the source of this 3546-nucleotide messenger RNA. The record is from the annotation of a GenBank genome assembly. NCBI's taxonomy places the organism in Eukaryota, Metazoa, Platyhelminthes, Trematoda, Strigeidida, Schistosomatidae.
AUGUGGAUGAAAGAUUGUGAUCAGUGUACAACAGCGAAACUUGGCGGUUUACAAGUAUGGAUGCAACAUUUAACAGAUGAACAUGUAAUACCAACUGAAUGGCCAAGUGAUCGAGUACUACGUCUAACUGGUACAAAUGCAUUACAUCCUUAUACAAUUAUUACUGAAUCAAAAAAGAAACGUAAAAAAGAUAGUAUACCAAGACCAUUGAAUAGUUUUAUGUUGUUCGCCCAACAUAUUCGUCGUAAUGUAUUACGUGUUUUCAGUGAUGCAUCAAAUUCAGUGAUAAGUCAACAAUUAGGUGAUUUAUGGCGUACCGUUCCAAGAAGUUGUCGUAAUCAAUAUGAUGAUGAAGCCAAUAGGUUAGUGAAAAUUCAUCAAAUCGAAUUCCCAAAUUAUAAAUAUCAACCGAAAAAACGUCAAAUCACAACGACGACGUCGACGACCCAUCCGCCGACCCAUCCAACGACAACAACAACAACAACAGCAUCGACCGCUACAUUAGUCGGUAACAAUAAUAGUAAUACUCAUGACUCAAUACGUGUAUUUCAUUCAAAUUCAAAUCAUACUCACAACACAACACAAACUCAUUCAAAAAAUCAUACAACACGAGAUGAACAAUUAAUAACGCCGAAUAAACCAAUCACUACUAAUUUACUUAGAACGAAUACAGAAUACAAUGGACAUUAUGCUUCAUCGCCAUCGUCAUCAUUGUCCGGCUCUACUAAUUCAGCUAUGACAAAUCGUACUUGUUCCAUAUCUGGUACAUCAUUAAUUCAUAACUCAGUGAUUAGUAAAAAACAAAUUAACAACAUUGUAGAUAUUCAUAGUCAACGCAGUAAUGGUCACAUUGAAUUAAUCAAUAAUUUGGUGACAAGUCCAUCGAAAUUAAGUUGUAAUACAAUUUAUACGAAACUAGAACCGAAACCAUUAAGUGUGAACAUUAUCAAUACUACUAGUAAUAGCAAUAAUAAUAAUAAUAAUCAAACGUUCUCAUUUAAAUCAAAUACACAUGGUAUUUCGACAGUUUUACCACCACUUGUCACAAUAUCCUCACAUCAACCACAUGAUCAUCAACAUCUGCAUCGUCAUCAACAACAUCAACAUCAACAAACUAUCGGUGUAUUUCAUGAACAAUUUCCAUGUGAUUCAGCUUAUGCAUCUGGAAUUAAUAGUUCAUCAUCAUCAUCAGCCUCAUCACCAACUGUAGGAGAAUUAAUUUCACCGGCAAAAUCAGCCUCCUCUUCAUCAUCAUCAUCAGUGAAAGUGAAUAAACAUUCACCCAUUCGACGUAAAAUUCACUUUAUUCCAAUAAGACCACAAUCACAGCAAUUAUUACCAAUUAGUAAUCAACCUAUAACAACAACACGUCAACGUUUUCUUUCAGCCAAUAAUGGUGUUACUACUCAAAAUACUACUAAUACUACUACUACUACUAAUAACAAUCAGAAUCAUUUUCAAUUUAAAACUAAUGCUGAAAAUGUCAUAAUAUUAUCGUCAAGAAAAUCAAAUGAUCAUCAUAUUCCAUUACAAUCGUUCAGAGAAGAAUUGAUGAGUGAUGAAACAAUUGUACUUCAAGAUAAUGUUAAUAAUCAUGAAUUAUUAACUACGGAUAUUUUAACACCAGUCUAUAUUCAGCUAGAUCAUCAUCAUGAAGGACAAAUUUGUUCAAAUGAAAGUUUAUUGCUUACAUUACCACCUGGUACAACAUUGAUUCAAACAAAUAAUAACGAUCAAUUGAAUCAUGAUUUGACAUUGAAUACUACAAAUACUACUACUGGUAAUAAUGAUAGUAGUAGUACUGCUACUACUAAUACUACUACAUCAAUGAAACGAGUUUACAUUACUAAUGGUAAUCAAAUUCUACCGACAAUUUCAAAAUCAUUUCAAAUUUUACAACCAUUAAAAGUGAUGAAUGUCAUACAUCAUCAUCAUCAACAUCAGCAUCCGCUUCAGCUUCAUCCUCAACAACAAGAACAACAACAUCCAUUUUCAUCAUCCUCAUUAUCAUCGUAUACCGAUCCAAAUUCCGAAUUAUUGUCUACAUCAUUAUCACCGUUUAGUUAUCAGUCAACAUCACCAAAUUCCAUUGUCUCUCCAUUAUCAAAUGAUGUAUUCUUGCCAAUGCAACAAAUUGAAAUGAUUCCAAAUGGAUCACAAUUCAAUCAUGUAAAUGAGAAUAUUUAUGAAUUUAAUGAGACAAAUUCUAUGGAGAUGUGUAUUGAACACGAGGAGGAGGAGGAGGAGAUCGAGGAGCUGCAGGAAGAAUUACUGAUCUGUGAGAAAAGAAUACAUUUAAACAAAUUAAAACAUGUGAUUAAUUUAGAUGAAUGUAUGCAUGAAAUAAGGAGUAAUAAUAAUAGUAGUAACAGCAAUAAUGAUUGGUCAACGACUGUAUCAACGAAAGAAGAACUGAUUAGCCCAUCAUCAUCAUCAUCAUCAUCAUCGUUGUCAGUAACACCGACCCAGGAAUCGAAAACAGUCAAAUCAACUAUCCAUCAUCAUAAUCAGUACGCCGGUGAAUCAUCAUCAUCGUCGACAAUGCAUUCAUCAAAUCAUCCAGACCAUCAUGAAGAGGAGCAUCAGCAUCAUCAUCAUCAUCAUCAUCAUCAACAAACAAAUCAGCAUAUUUCUAUAGAAACAGAUUUAAAUGAUGCAGAUUUUUCAAUGACCAAUGAACAUGAUCAAUUUGAUUUAAAUUUCGAUGCUAUGAUGAAUUCCAUUGAUAUUACAACAUUUUUACCAGAUACAUUUCAUACAAAUGAAGAACACGACCAGUCAAUUCAUCAUGAUUUUAUGAAUGAACAAUUAAAUUCAUAUUCUAAUGAAAAUGAUCAUCAUCAUCAUCAUAAUGCUAAUCAUGAGAAUAUUCAUUCAGAAUUAAUGAAAAUUGAUGAAUUCAACGACACAUGUACAAUGAUCAAUGAUCUAACAACAACAUCAUCAACAACAACAACAACAUCACCAAUGGCAACAAUGACAACAUUCAAACAAAAUUUAUCACCAACAAUACAACAAUCAUCAUCGACUCAUAAGUUAAACAAUUCACAAUUACAUAAUAUUGUCAAAUAUGAAAAUGAUUUUACAAAUGGCAAUAUUUCAUCAUUACAAAAAGUUGAUAAUUAUUUACAGCCAACAUCAUCAUCAUCGACAAUGCAAACAUUACAUUGUCCCAACUCGGUGUCAUCAUCUUCAUCAGUUAUUUUAAGAAUGAAUUCAUUAAAUGAAUUAUUGACUAAUUCUUCACAAAUUUGUUCAUCAACAUUGGCCGAUUUGGAUUCGUUAGAUAAAUCGAGUUUAUUUAUCAUUAAACCAGAAUGGUCUGUAUUAGCCUAAAAACUAUUCAUCAUAUUGAUUAUUGAACUAUCCAAACUUGUACAAUUACAGACACACUCACACAUGAGUACAUAUACAGUUUAUUUCGAUUUCACAUUUUCGGGCCAUAUCCUAGUUGCAUAACUCAGGUGCUUUUUUUUUACUUAGUCUCAUUUUUAUUUUUGGUGCUUAUGUGUGUUGAAUUUUUCUUUAUUUUCAAUUAAAUUUUCG